AUGCCUAGAGCAAUCCGAUUGACCUGGCCAGAAAUUACUGUAGGCUGUCCUGAACCUGAAGAAGGAGGGUUGUUGGACUUCAAAGGUGGUGGAGGAGGGGGAGAAGCCAGUGAUGGAGGGAUUUGUGGAGGAGGUUGUAAAGACUUUGGUGGUGGUGGUGGUGGUAGUAAUAGUGAUGAUGGUGGAGGGAAUGUUGGUAGUGGAGAAGGGGGUGGAUCAUUUGCUAUUGAGAGUGGAGGGGGUGGUGGAUAUGCCGUUAGAAGAGGAGGGGUUGGUGGAUUUGAUGUUAAGAGUGGAGGAGGGGAGGGGUAUGAUGUGAGGAGUGGUGGAGGAGGUGGAUAUGAUGAUGGAGUGAGGUGUUGUUGUGGAGGAGGGGGAAGAAGGUUUGGUGGUUGUGGUGUUAGAGGUGUUAGAGGUGAAGGAGGAGGAUGGUUUGAAUAUGAUAUGACAAGUGAAGGAGGGGGUUGUGAACAUAUGGUAGGACAUGAGGCACAUUCACUGAUGCACAAUGAACCACUUAAAGGGUCUUCAAUUUUUUCCUCUGAUGUCACCAUGCAUGCACACAAAGCCAGCACCAUGAAUCCAACUUUUGUGAUCCAUGGAAACAAACCUUUUUGUGUGAAUCCCUGA
Sphenostylis stenocarpa is the source of this 630-nucleotide messenger RNA. The record is from the annotation of a GenBank genome assembly. Lineage: Eukaryota; Viridiplantae; Streptophyta; Magnoliopsida; Fabales; Fabaceae.